AAUAACGUGGACUAUCCUGCGUGAUCACGUGAAAUCCACGCGAGAAUCCAGAUUGCUACCACGAGAGAAAGCACGAGGAAAAACAUGGUUCUUUUUGCUCUCUUUGAGCAUGCCUGUGGCUAUGGAAUCUUUAAAGUUAUUGCUCAGGAGGAAAUUGGCGUAUUGCUUCCCGAAGUACAACAAGCACAAACAGACCUCGCUCGUUUUGGUAAACUCGUGAAAUUGGUGGCGUUUAACCCUUUCAAGUCUGCAGCAAAUGCUUUGGAUAAUAUAAAUUGCGUUUCUGAAGGUGUCAUCCAUAAUGAUCUGAAAGUAUUUCUUGAGAGCAACAUUCUUGGGAAAGAAAAGUCUAAAAUCAGUCUUGGUGUAGCUGAUUCAAAACUUGGUGCUGCUAUUCAGGAAUCAUGUGAGAUUUAUUGUGAAGCUGGUGAAAUUGUAAAUGAAAUUAUCCGUGGUAUUCGACUUUUUCAUAAAAUGGUCUCUGGACUGUUUGAGAGCAUGUCAGGAAAAGCUCAACUAGGCCUUGGUCAUAGUUAUUCACGUGCCAAGGUGAAAUUUAAUGUUCAUCGUGCUGACAACAUGAUUAUGCAAUCAAUAAGUUUGCUUGACCAAUUGGAUAAGGACAUUAAUACAUUUUCAAUGAGAGUGAGAGAAUGGUUUUCAUAUCAUUUUCCUGAACUGUCGAAGAUUGUUUCUGAUAAUCUUCUUUAUUCUCGUGUUGUAAAAUACAUAAAAUCUCGCAAAGAUUUAACUGAAGAUAAACUUGAAGGACUGGAACAGUUAGUUGAUGAUGAAGCAAAAGUAAAGGCUAUUUAUGAUGCCAGUCGAUCUUCAAUGGGUAUGGAUGUUUCUCCCAUUGAUUUAAUCAACAUUCAAACAUUUGCAUCCAAAGUAAUUGGUCUCAUUGAAUAUCGUUCAAAACUUCACUCGUAUUUGAUCUCAAAGAUGGCUUCUGUAGCACCAAAUCUUGCUGCUCUUGUUGGUGAACAGGUUGGUGCCCGUCUUAUAUCUCAUGCUGGUAGUCUUACUAAUUUGGCCAAGUAUCCUGCAUCUACUGUACAAAUUCUUGGUGCUGAAAAAGCUUUAUUCAGAGCUUUGAAAAAAAAAGGAAACACACCAAAAUAUGGCCUUAUUUUUCACUCUUCGUUUAUUGGACGUGCUGCUUCACAAAAUAAGGGACGUAUUUCAAGAUAUCUUGCAAACAAGUGUUCAAUCGCAUCAAGAAUCGACUGUUUCUCAGAAAUUCAGUCGUGUGUUUUUGGUGAAAAAAUGAAUGAACAAGUUGAAGAACGUUUGAAAUUCUUUGAGUGUGGCGAAGCACCUCGCAAAAAUGUUGAAGUGAUGAAAGAAGCUAUGGUAAUGGCUGCUGAAAAGGUUUUAACGACGUCAGAGAAAAAGAAAAAAAAGAAGCGAAAGAAAGGAAAAGAUGGCCUUGAUGAAACUGUAGAAGAUGAAGACAAGACGUUAGAAGAGCCUGAAGAUGAAACAAAUGCGCAAAAAACUGCUGAAGAAAAAUCUUGAAAAGAAAAAGAAGCUGAAUAAGUCUCAAGGUGAGUGUAUAUUUUUCUUUUAUUUCUUCUAUAAUGAAUUUUGACCCUUUUUUAUUGUGUCAGAUAAUGAAGAGACAAUUUUAGAAAAUAUUAAAUCGAAAAAAAAGAAAAGUUUUGACUCGGAAGAAAUGGAAACUCCAAAAGAAAUUAAGAAGCGAAAACGACAGGUGAUGGAAGAAAGUGUUCACGAACAAACAACUUCGUUGAAGAAAAAGAAAAAGAAAAAAUCUAUUUCGAAAGACAAUGCUUAAAACUCUUACCAUCGAUUAAUUUUCUGUGUGUUAAUAAAUUUUUUUAUUGUAUUAA
This is a messenger RNA of Xenia sp. Carnegie-2017, 1856 nucleotides long. RefSeq names its product nucleolar protein 56-like. The record is from RefSeq and is a predicted model, not a curated record. Gene Ontology annotation, molecular function: snoRNA binding. Lineage: Eukaryota; Metazoa; Cnidaria; Anthozoa; Malacalcyonacea; Xeniidae. Gene Ontology annotation, cellular component: small-subunit processome; box C/D methylation guide snoRNP complex.